This is a messenger RNA of Toxotes jaculatrix (banded archerfish), 1410 nucleotides long. It is a transcript of the gene mrps7, whose product is annotated as mitochondrial ribosomal protein S7. Gene Ontology annotation, biological process: ribosomal small subunit assembly; translation. Gene Ontology annotation, molecular function: structural constituent of ribosome; rRNA binding; mRNA binding. The transcript has 5 exons. Lineage: Eukaryota; Metazoa; Chordata; Actinopteri; Toxotidae. The record is from RefSeq and is a predicted model, not a curated record. Bases 22 to 711 code for a protein of 229 amino acids. Gene Ontology annotation, cellular component: ribosome.
AGUGACACUCACAUUGGGAACAUGGCUGCCUCUCUGUCAGGAUUAUUAAAAACCUGGACACCAAGAGUGUUCCUGGUGAGAUGGAGCAGGUAUAACCCAUACUAUCUGGAGCCAGAGAUCAGGAAGGAGGUGUACAGUAGAUCAGAGGCAGAGCUGACUGCGGAGGAGAAGGAGCAGCGGCAGCUCAAGGCGCUCAGACCCAUCAAGGCAGCAGCCAGCGGAGUCACCAGCUCUGUUUUCAAUGACCCGGUCCUCAGUAAAUUCAUCAACAUGAUGAUGCAAGACGGAAACAAGAUUUUGGCCAGAGAGAUCAUGACACAAACCCUGGAGAACAUAAAGAGGAAACAGGUGGAGAAAUACCACAAAGCGUCAGCAGAGAAGAAGGAAGAGAUCGAGUGUAACCCCUACGCCAUCUUUCACCAGGCUCUGGAGAACUGUAAGCCUGUGGUUGGGCUGGCCAGCAUACAGAAAGGUGGAAAGUCCUAUCAGGUGCCCAUCCCUCUUACGGACAACCGACGUCGAUUCCUCGCCAUGAAAUGGAUGAUCACAGAGUGCAGGGAUAACAAACACAGACGCACGCACAUGUAUGAAAAACUUUCCCAGGAACUGAUGGCAGCCGCCAUCAAGGAGGGCAACGUUAUCAAGAAGAAAUACGAGCUGCACAAGAUGGCAGAAGCCAACAGAGCCUUUGCCCACUACCGCUGGUGGUAGAAUGAAACUUCUCUGAACUGCAACCCUGUCAAUUCAAACGUCUCUUCAAAUAGACAGAGGGGGCAGACGUUGUGUUGGCCAUGGAAGAUUCAGUGACACGUUGUGUCGCUCAAAGUGCUGCUGUAAAUAGUAAACACCAUGAAAAUCCUAUGGUGGAAGGACUAUGCUGUACAAAGUGAAAUAUGUAUGAACUGAAUGAACAUGGCUGUCAGUUUUUGCCUUGAGAAAUUGUAUCAUACAGUGAACAGUGAAGCUCAGUUGUAUUGUCAGUUGAAACACAAUAAACACACUGAACCAAAUUAAGGAAAAACUUCCAGAGAUUUAUUAGAACAAAUAAAUUUGCAUUAAAUGUAGAACCCAACCAUAAAAAAUGGAACUGAGUGAUGUAAAAAUGUUGUAACACCGUAUUAAAAUAUAGAAAUGUAUAUUACAGUCAAGUCUGUGCCCUGCCAUUACAGGACUUUAAUUGUCUACAGUAUUCAAACUUGGCAUUUUCUAAUUGCAUUAAGUCUUUUUAACUCUUCAGGAUCAGUUUAAUACAUCGUUUAACCUCUUUGUUUCUGGUCUGAAUGUUGUGAGAAACACUGAAGUUUACAUGUAAACCUUCAAACACUACUAGAAAAAAAAAAGGAAUUUGGAAAUUAUACAAAAUUUCUUAAAACCCCACCAUGGCUGGGUUUUCAACAAUUAAUAAUUCUC